ACUAUAUAUGCAUGUUGCUCCUGCUGACCUAGAGCAAUUGCUUCAGUCCCAUCCAGAGAUAGCUGAAGCCGCCGUGAUACCAUACCCUGAUGAGGAAGCUGGUCAGGUGCCCAUGGCUUUUCUGGUGAAACAACCUCACAGCAGCAUCAAUGAAAGAGGAAUAACGGAUUUUUUUGCAAAGCAGGUCGCACCAUACAAGAAAAUAAGGCGCGUAGCCUUUGUCAGUUCCACACCAAGGAGCCCAGCUGGGAAAAUAUUGAGGAGGGAUUUGAGGAACAUGGCUUUUCCAGCACUGCCUUCAUUGAAGAUGUAAUUUGCAGCUGAUUUCGAACUAUUUGGAAGUGCUCAUCUUUCUCAUCAUAUCCUCUAAGAAUGAGUUAUUUAUAGCUGAAGA
This is a messenger RNA of Populus euphratica (Euphrates poplar), 394 nucleotides long. RefSeq names its product 4-coumarate--CoA ligase-like 5. The transcript is spliced from 3 exons. Gene Ontology annotation, molecular function: CoA-ligase activity. Bases 8 to 313 code for a protein of 101 amino acids. NCBI's taxonomy places the organism in Eukaryota, Viridiplantae, Streptophyta, Magnoliopsida, Malpighiales, Salicaceae. The record is from RefSeq and is a predicted model, not a curated record.